AUGCAGCCCCAGCGACGCCUGCGUGAGUCCCUCACGCCCCAGCAGCUGCGUGAGUGGUACGCUGGUUGGGGCUGUAGGGGUGGCGGCACUACUCCUACUACCACUCCUGCUGCUUCUACUCGUGGUGGCGGCCAGAUGCAGCUCCCGCGACCCUCUCGCGUGUCUCUCACGCCUCGCCAGCUUCGUGAGUGGUACGCUCAGAGUGGAGGGUCUCUCAGUGCUGUUCGCUGCUCUUACGUGAUUCGCACUGGUACUCGGACUGGUAUAGGACCUGCUGCUCUAGCUACUGGUGAGGCUGCUGCUCUGGGUGCUAGUGAGUCUCCUGCUCCAGGUACAGGUGCGGCUGCUGCUCUAGGUGCUAGUGAGUCUGCUUCCUCAGGUGCGGGUGAGGCUGCGCUCUCAGGUACCGCGUUGGCUUCGGCCUCCCUCACCUUUACACUUGACUCUGGGGCUUCUCGCUCCUUCUUUCGGGACCGCACCACACUCACGCCGCUUGGUCGGCCGGUUGCAGUCUCCCUGGCUGACCCCUCUGGGGGUCCUGUCCUCGCUCACUUUUCCACUGUCCUCCCGUGUCCGGCUGCCCCCUCGGGCACCCUGUCUGGCCUGUACCUCCCCUCGUUCUCGACGAACUUGGUGAGUGGUGCAGACCUACAGGAUGCGGGGGUUCACCAGUUCACUCCUGCGAGUCAGCGGGUGACCCACUGCACGGACGCCCGCACAGGCCGGCACCUGGCCACGUUCUCGCGUCGGCCGGGGUCGAGCCUCUACACCCUGACCACUGAGUCUCCUCCUGUCCCCGCGUUCGGUCAGGUAGCAGCGUCGGGUCAGGUGUUUGCUGCUGCGUCCAGGUCUGGUCCUGAGUCUGCCCCCUGUUCGUGUCGCCUCCUGUCUCACGAGACUCUCCUGUGGCACCACCGUCUAGGCCACCCCUCCUUGCCCCGUCUUCGGGGCAUGGCUUCCCGUGUCCUUGUCUCUGGUCUUCCCCAGUCUCUCCCUCCCCUUCCUUCGGGAACAGGACCUUCCUGUGUCCCCUGUGUCGAGGGGCGCCUCAGGGCUGCUCCUCACUCCUCCCAGUUUCCCCCGACAGAGGCUCCUCUACAGACGCUUCACAUGGACGUGUGGGGCCCGGCCCCCGUCCGUGGGCAGGGUCACGAGCGCUACUUCCUGUUGGUGGUUGACAACUACUCGCGUUACACCUCAGUCUUCCCCUUGCGCAGCAAGGGUGCUGUCACUGAGGUGCUGAUCGCCUGGAUCCGCGAGGCUCGUCUCCAGCUCAGGAGGAGCUUCGGCUCGGACUUUCCUGUUCUGCGUCUGCACUCUGACCGAGGUGGGGAGUUCUCCUCUCGCCUUCUGCGAGACUACUGUCAUGCACAGGGGAUCCGCCAGACCUUUACGCUUCCGGACUCUCCACAGCAAAAUGGGAUUGCUGAGCGCCGCAUUGGCAUGGUCAUGGAUGUCGCUCGUACGUCCAUGAUGCAUGCGGCUGCCCCCCAUUUUCUGUGGCCGUUUGCGGUUCGAUACGCGGCGCAUCAGCUCAACCUUCACCCCAGGGUCUCUCGGCCCGCGAUGUCCCCAGUGUUACUGUGGACGGGGAAGGUCGGCGAUGCGUCUGCGUUCCGUGUCUGGGGAUCUCGGGCGUUUGUCCGCGACUUGUCUGCGGACAAGCUGUCCCCCCGUGCUGCUCCCUGUGUCUUCCUUGGCUUCCCCCCUGACGCUCCAGGGUGGCAGUUCUACCACCCCUCCUCUCGUCGUGUUCUAUCCUCCCAGGACGUCACGUUCGACGAGUCAGUCCCCUUCUACCGCCUCUUCCCCUACCGUACUCCUUCCCUCCCCCCCCCACCGGACUUCCUGGUACCAGUUCCCCCCCCGCUAGACCCCCUCCUCCCUCAGGUUCCUGCCCCUUCAGGUGUGUCCCAGCCUGUGCCUGCUGGACCUGGGGGCUCUCCGGUUAUUCCGUCUCGGCGGGAGCCGCUCUCUCCACAGGAGCUGCGCGAGUGGUUUGCUCGCCGCUGGAGGCGUGCUGCUGGAGCUGGAGCUUCUUCGUCUGCUGAGGGUGCUGGUGCAGCCGGUCCCGGAGCUGCUGAGCCUGCGGGUCCUACUGGAGCUGGAGCUACUGAGCCUGGGGGUGCUGAGUCUGGAGCUGCUGAGCCUGGAGGUGCUGAGUCUGGAGCUGCUGAGCCUGGGGGUGCUACGUCUGGAGCUGCUGUGCCUGGGGGUGCUGCGUCUGGAGCUGCUGAGCCUGGGGUUUCUCCUGCUGCUGCGUCUCGCCGGGAGCCCCUCUCUCCACAGGAGCUGCGCGAGUGGUUUGCUCGCCGCUGGAGGCGUGCUGCUGGAGCUGGAGCUUCGUCCACCGUCGAGGGUGCUGGUGCUGCCGGUCCCGGAGCUGCUGGGCCUGCGGGUCCUACUGGAGCUGGAGCUGCUGAGGGUGUUGGUGCUGGGACUACUGCUGUCUGUCCUGGCGGUGGUUCUCCUGCUGGUGCUGCUGGAGGUCCUGCCGCUGGAGGUGUUGGUGGCGCUGGUGCUGUCGCUGAGGGUGCUGGUGCUGUCCCUGCUGAGUCUGGAGCUGCCGCGCGGCCUCGGCCGUACUUCGUUCCGCUCCUACAGCAGGUUCUUGGUCUUUCUCCUUCGGUAGAGUGUCCACAGCCUGUCCAGUCGCAGUCACUGUUGGAGCCUUCCUCUCCUCUGCCUACUCCCUCCCCUUACACUGGUCCUACUGGAGGUCUUGCUAAGCGUCGUGAGCCUGCGUCUCGUCCCACGGCGCCGGUUCGUGCUGCUCGCGCUAGUGGUCGCGGUUCGCGUCAGCGUCCUCUUCCUGUCCCUGGCACGCACCGGAUGUCUCUGCGUCCGUCCACUGCUCCUCUGCGUGCCCCUUUGCCUUCUCCUCCUGAGUCCUCUCUUCCUGCGCUUGCCGACCCUGAGUCGGACUCUCUUCGUGCUGCCAGUCCUACUGUCACGCGUCUGCUUGCUACUGUCGUCACUGACCCCUCUUUUGAGUCCACUGCUGCGUCUGCUCUUGUCGCUGAGCUCGUCGACUUUGCUGCUCGCUGCCGUCUAGACUACGCUGCUAGUCUUGUUGCUGAGUCUGCGUCUGUCUGUCCUCCGUCCGUCGGGGGUGAGUGUGCUCUUGGCACGGACGUCCUAGAGGACAGGCAGGAGGAGUUACAGUGUCUGGCUGCUGCUUCACCUCAUCUCGCGUCUGUACUGCUUGCUCCUGAGGGAGACCCGGAUGCACUAGACAUCCCGACUCCGCGCUCUUACGCGGAGGCCGUAGAGGGUCCCUACUCCUCUCGGUGGCAGGCAGCUAUGGAUGCAGAGAUGGCUUCCUGGAAGUCCACAGGCACCUACGUUGACGCAGUUCCCCCUCCUGGGGCGAACAUCGUCAGUGGCAUGUGGAUCUUCAGGAUGAAGCGGCCGCCGGGCUCUCCACCUGUCUUCAAGGCGCGGUACGUUGCUCGUGGCUUCAGUCAGCGGCAGGGAGUUGACUACUUUCAGACCUUCUCUCCCACCCCGAAGAUGACCACUCUUUGGGUGCUGCUGCACAUAGCCGCUCAGCGCGACUACGAGCUUCACUCUCUCGACUUCAGCACUGCGUUCUUGCAGGGUAGCCUGCACAAGGAGAUCUGGCUGCGCCGUCCGCCUGGCUUCACUGGGACUUUCCCUCCUGGCACCCAGUGGAGCCUCCGACGGCCAGUCUACGGUCUCCGCCAGGCACCGCGUGAGUGGCACGACACACUGAGGACUACGCUUGCGGCUCUUGGGUUUGCUCCCUCUACUGCUGACCCGUCGCUGUUUCUGCGCACCGACACUUCACUGCCGCCGUUCUACAUCCUCGUGUACGUCGACGACUUGGUCUUUGCCACAGCGGACACUGCUGGACUCGCCUACGUGAAGUCCGAGCUGCUGAAGAGACACACGUGCACAGACCUGGGUGAACUGCGCAGCUACCUUGGCUUGCAGAUCACUCGGGACAGAGCACGCCGCACCAUUACCUUGACUCAGUCACACAUGGUGCAGCAGGUCCUUCAGCGCUUCGGCUUCACGUACUCCUCGCCUCAGGCCACUCCUCUGCCUACUCGCCACUCACUCUCAGCUCUGCCUUCGGAUGAGUCCGUAGAGUCGAGUGGUCCGUAUGCAGAGCUUGUUGGCUGCCUCAUGUACCUGAUGACCUGCACACGACCUGACCUUGCAUACCCUCUGAGCAUUCUUGCACGCUAUGUUGCUCCUGGGAGACACCGACCAGAGCACAUGGCAGCAGCGAAGAGGGUAUUGCGCUACCUGUGCAGUACGUCGGGCAUGGGGCUAGUGCUUGGAGGGCGGAGUCCAGUGGUCCUUACAGGCCACGCGGACGCUUCUUGGGCUGACGACCAGGCUACGCAGCGGUCGUCACAGGGUUACACCUUCAGCCUUGGUUCCGGCUCUGUCUCGUGGCGGUCUACUCGCUCGUCUUCAGUUCUCCGCUCCAGUUGUGAGGCUGAGAUCUACGCCGGGGCCAUGGCUGCACAGGAGCUUCGCUGGCUCACCUACCUGCUGACUGACCUUGGAGAGCCGCCUCGUUCUCCUCCAGUGCUAUACGUAGACAACAAGGCCAUGCUGGCCUUGUGUCGAGAGCAGUGCUUGGAGCACAGAACGAAGCACAUUGCUCUCCGCUACUUCCUUGCUCAUGAGCUGCAGCAGCGUGGUCAGUUGCGACUUGCGUACGUGGCCUCUGAGGCCAACACUGCUGAUGUGUUCACCAAGGCACUCGCGCCUUGUGACCAUCAGCGCUUUUGCACCCAGCUGGGUCUUGUGCCUGUCUUGCCUCACUUGCUCUCCUCUUGA
Molecule: messenger RNA, 4818 nt
Organism: Closterium sp. NIES-65
Lineage: Eukaryota; Viridiplantae; Streptophyta; Zygnematophyceae; Desmidiales; Closteriaceae
Source: the annotation of a GenBank genome assembly